AUGACUCCGGCUCCAACAACCACAACUGUGACUGCAACAACCACGACUACCGCUCCAACAAGCACGACUGUGACCGCAACAACCACAACUACCGCUCCAACAAGCACGACUGUGGCUGCAACAAGCACGACUCCGCCUCCAACAACCACGACUAUGGCUUCGACAACCACGACUGCCACUCCAACAACCUCAACUGUGGCUGCAACAACCACGACUGCGAGUACGACUGUGGCUGCAACAAGCACGACUCUGCCUCCAAUAACCAUGACUAUGGCUUCGACAACCACGACUGCCACUCCAACAACCUCAGCUGUGGCUGCAACAACCACGACUGCGACAACCAUGACUGCCACUCCAACCACUACGACUCCGGCUCCAACAACCACGACUGCUGCUCCACACGACUGUGGCUGCAACAAGCUCGACUCUGCCUCCAAUAACCACGACUAUGGCUUCGACAACCACGACUGCCACUCCAACAACCUUAGCUGUGGCUGCAACAACCACGACUGCGGCUGCAACAACCACGACUACUGCUCCAACAAGCACGACUGUGGCUGCAACAAUGCGCCUCCAACAACCACGACUGCGACUCCAACAACCAUGACUGUUCCAACAACCACUCCGGCUAUAACCAUCACGACUGCGGCUCCAACAAGCAUGACUGUAACAACCACGACUCCAGCUCCAACAACCACGACUGCCGCUCCAACAACCACGACUCUGGCUCCAACAAGCACGACUACGGCUCCAACAUCCACGACUGUUGCUCCAGGCACGACUGCCAUUCCAACAACCACGACUCCAGCUCCAACAACCACGACUGUCGCUCCAACCACCGCGACUGAGGCUCCAGGCACGACUGCCGCUCCAACAACGAUGACUACUGCUCAAACAAGCACGACUACAGCUCCAACAACCUCAACGGCAGCUGCAACAACCACGACUGCGGCUGCAACAACCACGCCUGCGGCUCCAACAAUCACAACUGAGACUCCAACAACCACAACUGUUCCAACAACCACGACUGUCGCUCCAACAACCACGACUAAGGCUCUAACAACUGCGACUGUGUCUCCAACAACCACAACUGUGUCUCCAACAACCAAGACUGCGGCUCCAACAAGCACGACUGCAGCUCCAACAAGCACGACUGCAGCUCCAACAAGCACGACUGCAGCUGCAACAACCACGACUACGGCUCCAAAAUCCACGAUUGCUGCUCCCGGCACGACUGCCUCUCCAACAACGACGACUUCCGUUGCAACAAUUAUGACUGUGGCUCCAACAACCAUGACUACUGCUCAAACAAGCACGACUAAAGCUCCAACAACCACGACUACUGCUCCAACAACCACGACUACUGCUCAAACAAACACGACUAUGGCUCCAACAACCUCAACUGCAGCUGCAACAACCACGACUGCGGCUGCAACAAACACGACUAUGGCUCCAACAACCACAACUGCUGCUCUAGGCACUACUGCCGCUCCAACAACCAUGACUGCCGCUCCAACAACCACCUGCCCCUCCAACAACGAUGACUGCCACUCCAACAACCACGACUCCAGCUCCAACAACUACGACUGUCGCUCCAACAACCAUGCCUGCGGCUCCAACAACCACGACUGUCGCUCCAACAACCACAACUAUGGCUGCAACAAGCACGACUACGGCUCCAACAUCCACGAAUGUUGCUCCAGGCACGACUGCCACUCCAACAACCACGACUUCAGCUCCAACAACCACAACUAUUCCAACAACCACUCCGGCUAUAACCAUCACGACUGCUGCUCCAACAAGCAUGACUGCUCCAGGCACGACUGCUGCUCCAACAACGAUGACUACUGCUCAAACAAGCACGACUACGGCUCCAACAACCUCAACGGCAGCUGCAACAACCACGACUGUGGCUGCAACAACCAAGACUACGGCUCCAACAUCCACGACUGUUGCUCCAGCUACAACAACCACGACUGCGGCUGCAACAACCAAGACUGCGGCUCCAACAAGCACGACUGCAGCUCCAACAAGCACGACUGCAGCUCCAACAAGCACGACUGCAGCUGCAACAACCACGACUACGGCUCCAACAUCCACGAUUGCUGCUCCCGGCACGACUGCCUCUCCAACAACGACGACUUCCGUUGCAACAAUUAUGACUGGGGUUCCAACAACCACGACUACUGCUCAAACAACUGCAACAACCACGACUGCGGCUGCAACAAACAUGACUAUGGCUCCAACAACCACAACUGCUGCUCUAGGCACGACUGCCACUCCAACAACCACGACUGCCGCGCCAACAACCACGCCUGCGGCUCCAACAACCACAACUGA
Molecule: messenger RNA, 2340 nt
Organism: Larimichthys crocea (large yellow croaker)
Lineage: Eukaryota; Metazoa; Chordata; Actinopteri; Sciaenidae
Product: mucin-2-like
Exons: 9
Coding region: 1-2340 (779 amino acids)
Source: RefSeq, a predicted model, not a curated record